UUUUUGGAGAGAAACAUUACUUAAUUAUAUGCUCGAAAUAAUUUUUAUAUUUCAUUCUUAUAUUUAAGAAAUAUUGAUAUCUGCACCCAUACAUUUAUUUUUUUACAACUUUAUUUUACAUAGUAGAUGAGACUCGUAAUAGAUAACAUCAUCUCUUAUAUAUAUAAUUCCUUCAUUCACUCCAUUCCAUAAGAGUUAUUCAAAGAUAGAGAAUUUUCCAACCUUGUUUCAAUAUGGCUAACAUUAUAUACAACAAACUACAAUGUUUCAUAGUUUUGUUUCUCGCUUUUUACUACGUGUUAAGCGAUAGAUUUGCUAAUGGAAGAGCCAUUGGGACUAUGAAAACUAAAGAGUUCCUUAAACACAAAGGAACAAUCAAAUCCAUUCAGGGGGAAGAUGGUGACAUAAUUGACUGUGUUGACAUUUAUCAACAACCUGCUUUUAGUCACCCACUUCUCAAAAAUCACACCAUACAGAUGAAACCCAGUUCAAUUCCCGGUGGUGUAAAAGUGAAUUCCAUUCUAGAAAAAUUGUUUCAAGGUUGGCAUAAAAGUGGACAAUGCCCUGAGGCAACAAUCCCCAUUAGACGAUCACAAGAAGAUGAACACCCCCGUCCCCGAGCUAUUCGUUUUAAACCAAGUACAACACAGCUUAAUCAUAGUUUUGCUGCUUAUCACAAAAAUCAUGAGUAUGCCACAGUUUAUAUAAAUGGUGACAACUUUUAUGGAGCACGUUCAUCAAUAAACAUAUGGAAACCUACUGUGUCUGAUAAUGGAGAAAUCAGUAUUGCUCAAAUAUGGGUUGUAGCUGGUCCCGAUGAACAAUUAAACACCAUGGAAGCUGGAUGGAAUGUUUAUUCAGAUGACCAAAAGACAAGAUUCUUCAUAUAUUGGACUAGCGAUGGCUACCAUGAAACCGGUUGCUACAAUCUUGAAUGUUCUGGUUUUGUUCAAACAAACAACGAAUUUGCCAUGGGAUCUCCGAUAGAAGCUGUUUCUAGCUACGACUCGAAUCAAUACGACAUAGGGAUAACCAUAUACAAGAACAACGAAAAUUGGUGGCUCCAAGUAGAAGAUCAGUUGAUUGGAUACUGGCCUCAAUCCAUCUUCACAUAUUUAGCAAGUAGUGCUACAACACUUGAUUGGGGUGGAGAGAUUUACAACUCAAAACCUGGGGGCAGUCACACAAAAACUCAAAUGGGAAGUGGCCAUUUUCCAGAUGAAGGCUAUGGAAAAGCAAGUUAUUUUCGAAAUAUUCAAUACAUGGAUUCCACAGGCAAUUUCAGAGACGCUGAGGAAAUGGGGCUGAUUCUAUAUGUAACGAACCCAUCCUGCUAUAAUAUAGAUGUCCAAAAUGACAAGAAUUACUUUGGCAAUGGAACCCACGUCUAUUUUGGGGGUCCUGGCUAUUCUGAAGAUAAAUGUCCAUAAUAGCACGUGAGAAAAAAAUAUCAAAGUAGUAUCAAAAUAAUAAUUCACAUAUGUAGAGAUCAGAAUGUUGCUUUUUGGGAUACUUUCCUAAUUGUAGUUCCAAAAACAUUUUCUUCCUUUACACAAAGUUCAAGACUGAACUUUUGACCAUUAAA
Molecule: messenger RNA, 1585 nt
Organism: Quercus robur (English oak)
Lineage: Eukaryota; Viridiplantae; Streptophyta; Magnoliopsida; Fagales; Fagaceae
Exons: 7
Coding region: 234-1430 (398 amino acids)
Source: RefSeq, a predicted model, not a curated record